AUGAGAAUUUGUCAAAUUAUUGUUUGUGGCAAAAUAAAUUAAAAAUAUCUAAAAAAACGGGCUAAUUAUAAUGUCUGCGAUUGGAAUUGAUUUAGGAACGACAUAUUCCUGUGUUGGUGUAUGGCAGCAUGGUAAUGUAGAUAUAAUAGCCAAUGACCAAGGAAAUCGAACAACGCCUUCAUAUGUAGCGUUUACCGACACGGAGCGUCUUAUUGGUGAUGGUGCUAAGAACCAAGUGGCACUUAAUCCUUGUAAUACAAUAUUUGAUGCUAAACGUCUUAUAGGAAGAAAGUUUAACGAUCCCAAGAUUCAGCAAGAUCUCAAACAUUGGCCUUUUAAAGUAAUAAAUGAUAAUGGGAAACCAAAAAUUCAAGUGACCUUUAAGGGUAAAACUAAACUGUUUGCUCCAGAAGAAAUUAGCAGUAUGGUUCUAAGUAAAAUGAAAGACAUAGCUGCUUCCUAUUUAGGAACUACAGUAAAGAAAGCAGUCAUUACUGUUCCAGCUUAUUUUAAUGAUUCCCAGAGACAGGCUACAAAAGAUGCUGGCGCUAUAGCGGGUCUAAAUGUUCUACGUAUUAUAAACGAACCAACCGCAGCAGCUCUUGCAUAUGGGUUGGACAAACAUUUAAAAGGUGAAAGAAAUGUCUUAAUCUUCGAUUUAGGAGGUGGUACUUUUGACGUUUCCAUUUUAACCAUUGAUGAAGGUUCCCUUUUCGAAGUUAAAGCCACCGCAGGAGAUACACAUCUCGGUGGAGAAGAUUUCGACAGUCGUCUUGUUAAUUUUCUCUGUGAUGAAUUUAAAAGAAAGCAUAAAUUAGAUCUAAGCUCUAAUCCUAAAGCUUUACGUCGCUUACGGACUGCAGCUGAAAGAGCGAAGCGCACUUUAUCCUCGAGCACGGAAGCUAAUAUUGAAAUAGAUGCCCUACACGAGGGUAUAGAUUUCUUUGCUAGAGUGUCGAGAGCAAGAUUUGAAGAGCUCAAUGCCGAUCUAUUUCGAGUAACAUUAGAGCCCGUAGAGAAAGCCUUGAAUGAUGCCAAGUUAAGUAAGAAUUCCAUUAAUGAUAUUGUAUUAGUCGGAGGUUCAACUCGUAUCCCGAAGAUUCAAUCAUUAUUGCAAAAUUUUUUUAAUGGUAAAAAACUUAGUUUGUCAAUAAAUCCUGAUGAAGCUGUUGCCUAUGGAGCGGCGGUACAAGCUGCUAUACUGAGUGGUGAACGUCAUUCCAAGAUUCAAGAUGUCUUACUCGUUGAUGUCACGCCACUAUCCUUGGGCAUCGAAACCGCUGGCGGCGUUAUGACAAAUAUUGUUGCCCGUAACGCGAAAAUUCCUUGUAAACAUUCACAAACAUUUACAACCUACUCUGACAACCAGCCGGCGGUCACGAUUCAGGUAUACGAGGGCGAAAGGGCUAUGACCAAGGAUAAUAAUUUACUUGGAACUUUUGAUUUGACUGGCAUUCCAUUAGCCCCACGGGGUGUACCUCAAAUUGACGUAUCGUUUGAUCUGGAUGCCAAUGGUAUUCUGAAUGUGUCCGCUAAAGAAAAUAGCACAGGAAAGACUAAGAAUAUCGUCAUUAAGAAUGAUAAAGGGCGACUAUCUCAAGUUGAUAUAGAACGUAUGGUACUCGAUGCGGAGAAAUUUAAAGAUGAUGACAUGAAGCAAAGAGAUCGUGUGGUAGCUCGUAAUAAGCUUGAAAGUUAUGUUUUUGGCAUAAAGCAGGCGAUUGAUGAGGCUGGGUCUAAGCUAGGAGACGCAGAGAGCUCUAAGGCCCGUCGAAUAUGUGAAGAGGUCUUACGUUGGCUCGAAGUAAACGCCCUAGCGGAGAAAGAUGAAUAUGAAUACAAAAUGAAAGAAGUUUCUGCUGUGUGUGCUCCUUUAAUGAAGAAAUUACAUGGCGUUAGAUCGAGGUCCCAACAGAACGCUAGCAAUGACGGCCCAGUUAUCGAGGAAGUGGACUAAA
Vanessa atalanta (red admiral) is the source of this 1958-nucleotide messenger RNA. Its product is annotated as heat shock protein 68-like. The record is from RefSeq and is a predicted model, not a curated record. Bases 71 to 1957 code for a protein of 628 amino acids. Lineage: Eukaryota; Metazoa; Arthropoda; Insecta; Lepidoptera; Nymphalidae. Gene Ontology annotation, cellular component: cytoplasm. Gene Ontology annotation, molecular function: heat shock protein binding; ATP binding; misfolded protein binding. Gene Ontology annotation, biological process: cellular response to unfolded protein; protein refolding. The transcript has a single exon.